GCCCUGCAGAAAGAGGUACCUGGCACGUGUGUUCCUCCAUUCAAGUCCAGCUGCAAAUGGGGCACACACCUGCCUCGAUACCCAGACCUGUGAUCAGCCGGUCCCUGUAAAACCAUUUUCACCAAGACAUCAAGACAAGAGCCAUUCUCCAGUCAAUCCUGGGGCCACUGUGUGGCUUGGGAGAGGAGGAAACCCGGGCUAAGGUUUUCAGGAGGUCUUUGGAAACGCAGUAUCACCAACCAGGUCAGAGCCAGGCCACCAGGGCCCAGGAUCUAGGCCGCCAAACCCCAAGCUCCAAACAGUGCUCCACCCUCUUCCCCGCUGCAUUCUGGAACACGUAGUCCCCUUUACAAGACGACUGUAGGUGCAGAAAAGGAAUAAGAAGAGCAAGGCAUACUGGGAGCCUCGGCGCCACGGCGGGACGCCCGGAAAGCGGACACGCUAUGCUUCCUGGGCCUUGAAGUCCAGGGUUGGCCUCCGAGGUGGAGCCCCGGUCCCGGGAAUCGAGCGCUGCAGAGAGUCGGCGCGCUGCCUCCUGGGCGUUGUAGUCCUCUCGCCUGCCGCCCCGGUCGUUCCUGGGAAACCUGGUCAGCUCAGAACUACGAGACCCAGAAUCCCGUGCACAGACAGCAGGGCGGGCGGGCCCGGAGGCUGGGGUGCCGCCUCCUCUGCAACGCCGGGGCCGAAGUCUUAGAAUCGAGGGCCCUCAGGGGUCCCCGCGGCCGCCGCGAUGCAGAAAUACGAGAAACUGGAGAAGAUUGGGGAAGGCACCUAUGGAACAGUGUUCAAGGCCAAAAACCGGGAGACCCAUGAGAUUGUGGCCCUGAAGCGGGUGAGGCUGGAUGACGACGAUGAGGGCGUGCCCAGUUCAGCCCUCCGGGAGAUCUGCCUACUCAAGGAGCUAAAGCACAAAAAUAUCGUCAGGCUUCAUGAUGUCCUUCAUAGUGACAAGAAGCUGACUUUGGUUUUUGAGUUCUGUGAUCAGGACCUGAAAAAGUAUUUUGACAGCUGCAAUGGUGACCUCGAUCCUGAAAUUGUGAAGUCAUUCCUCUUCCAGCUGCUGAAAGGCCUGGGAUUUUGUCACAGCCGCAACGUGCUGCACAGGGACCUGAAGCCCCAGAACCUACUCAUAAACAGGAAUGGGGAGCUGAAAUUGGCUGACUUCGGCUUGGCACGAGCGUUUGGGAUUCCAGUUCGCUGCUACUCUGCCGAGGUGGUCACACUGUGGUACCGUCCGCCGGAUGUCCUCUUCGGGGCCAAGCUGUACUCCACGUCCAUUGACAUGUGGUCAGCCGGCUGCAUUUUCGCAGAGCUGGCCAAUGCCGGGCGACCUCUUUUCCCUGGCAACGACGUGGAUGACCAGCUGAAGAGGAUUUUCCGGCUGCUGGGGACACCAACGGAGGAGCAGUGGCCCGCCAUGACCAAGCUGCCGGACUAUAAGCCCUACCCGAUGUACCCGGCCACGACGUCCCUGGUGAAUGUGGUGCCCAAGCUCAACGCCACAGGGAGGGACUUGCUGCAGAACCUCUUGAAGUGUAACCCUGUCCAGCGCGUCUCAGCAGAGGAGGCCCUGCAGCACCCCUACUUCUCCGACUUCUGUCCCCCUUAGGCCCCAGUCCCCUGGCUGCCAGGCUGGGGCCUGGCCUGCUUAAGGCCCACGAGGGAGGGAGGAUGGGCGGGGGGUUGCUGACGUCCAGCUGUGCUGGGCCCAGCCAGGGUAGAGAUACCCUGGCCCAUAGUCUUCACCCCCUCCAUGGACUUUAUUUAAUUUCAUAAACUGGCUCCCUUCCCAGAGUCUGAUGCAGUGGGGUGGCCAUGAAGGGGGACUGGGGGGCCACGCUCCCCGUUAGCAUUCUCUGCAACCCUGCGGUCCAGCUCAGACACACCCAACUGGCCACACCCUGCCCCUGGACUGUAAGUGGCCUAAGACUGGAGGCUGGAGACCUUGACCUUUGACCCCCCGCCUGGGGUCAGGGCGGCGCGGCCCCCCACCCCCUCUGCAUUUGUCCCAUCUGGGAGCAGAGAUAGGCUUCCUCCUGAACAGGGACCAAAGGGCUGGCCUGUCCUUGUGGCUGUCCCCAUCUCCCCCUGCCCCCCAAAACUUGCAGGAAAGACCCGAAGAUCUGAUUCUACCAGGAAUGCCCCCGCCCCCUCUGCCAACUUUCCAAUGGCCGAGGCAUAACAAAUGAGAGAAAGGGGUCCAGGGCCAAGGCCUGGGGCAUCUUUCCUGGCAGGAGGGGAAGACUCCCCAGCCCCAUCUCAAGCUGGGGCUUUUGACUCUCGUGAGGAGGUUGGGGAUGCAAGAACUGUUCCCCUGGAAUGCUGGGAACAAUGGCAUUUGGAGGCUGAGGCAGGAGGACUGCCGAGAGUUUGAGGCCAGCCUGGGCCACACAGUGAGACCCUGUCUCAAACAAAAGAAAAGACUGUUCCCAUGGAGACAGGCUGGUGCCGUGCCUGGUCCCAAAUGCGAGAAGAGGGAUCGUGACCUUUGAAGGAGGGUGCCAGUUUGUGUUCUUAGAAGUGGAAGAGCCCUUUGUCCUCUCCCCUGCUUGCUGGGCUCUGGGUGGGAGCCCCCUUCCAGCUGUGCCCUGACAGUGCACUUAGCACCUACUGACCAGACUCUGUGCCUCCCCUUGAGCUCUGGCCUUGGGGAGAGGGUCCUCUUCUCUGAGAUCCCCAUAAACUCAUUCACACUAAAGUG
Chinchilla lanigera (long-tailed chinchilla) is the source of this 2701-nucleotide messenger RNA. It is a transcript of the gene Cdk5, whose product is annotated as cyclin-dependent kinase 5. Gene Ontology annotation, molecular function: ATP binding; cyclin-dependent protein serine/threonine kinase activity. Gene Ontology annotation, biological process: protein phosphorylation; synaptic vesicle transport; neuron apoptotic process. The coding region runs from base 731 to 1609 and encodes 292 amino acids. The record is from RefSeq and is a predicted model, not a curated record. Lineage: Eukaryota; Metazoa; Chordata; Mammalia; Rodentia; Chinchillidae. The transcript is spliced from 12 exons. Gene Ontology annotation, cellular component: nucleus; cytoplasm.